GGCACUUUUUUAUUAUGCCGGAAGAACUGAAGCAGUGGGUGCACGAAGUGACAAAUUUUAGUUCACAGUACGCGAAUGAAGAACGAAUUUCAUUUUCCGUGAAUAAUUUGCCCGGUGUGCCGAAUGUGUAUCCCCAUCACGGAGAAAGCGUUGAAGCCUUCGAGCUCCGUUCUUAUGGCGCAUGGGACCGCCAAUCUCCGUCGUUCCUGUCCAGCUAUUUGAACGAACCCUGGGCUUCGAAAGUUUCCAGAACCGUGACUGAUUUCGUUGACGUGAAGCUUCGAGUACCUGUAAUACCGUCCAGCAUAGAAAUUUUCGAAACUUACAAUCCCGGAGCUGUUUCCGCAAUCUGGGCUUUCCGGUGGGCGAAUAACAGUUGGACAUCGCUGUGGGCCUCGAACGGCGUACCGGGCGACACGGAAAGUCACAAAAGUGGGACAUCAAGAAUUUUCAGUCCUCAACUGCGGAAAAUUCCGUUCAAGACCGACUUAUUGCGCUUCGAGUUUAACACCAGUUACUCGCCACAUCACGUUCAAAUCGAUGCGAUCCGCGUGAUAUCGAAUCCAGGUGUAAUGGUAGAUCCUGUUGUCGAAGAGCGAAAUGUCGAUCACACCUCAGAAUUACGGAGGAAAGUGGCAGAACUCAAUCUCCGGUGUGAUCCGGCCGACCUCCUGGCUGUGUUCUCAAAAUUCAUGGAACAAGAGUAUGCAGAUUUCGUUAAACAUUUCCAGUCUAGACUGAAUGGCUUGGAAUGGCUUCCGGAUUAUGUGAUCAUGAAAAUACUCGGAUACUUGGAUUUGAAAUCUCUCUGUGCGCUCAGUCGAGUGAAUCGUCAUUUGUAUCGAUUGUCGAGCGAUCCGUUACUGUAUCGCAAACUAGACAUGCGCCCGUAUUGGCCACAGUUGCGUGGAAAAUGUUUAUUCAAGUAUUUAUCAUCAAAAUGUAGUGUUCUGCGGAUGUUAGAUCUGUCGUGGUGUGGAUGCUACGGCGCAAUAACUGCGAAUGAAUUCUGCAAAAUCAUGGAUCGAUUCGGACAUACACUUCUUGGGCUGUGGUUGGAUUACUGCGAUUUUCUCACCAGCGAUGUAAUCAAGAUGCUGCAUAUUUGGUGUCCUCAACUCAAAGAUUUUUUUGUUCUGUUCUCGUCGAAAAUGGAAGUCGAUCUCGACUUCGUUCGCACGGAAUUAUUCGUUACGAAAACUGAUCGCGAGAAAACAUUAGAAUUGUUGGGGAAAGCGGACGAACUUGCACUAAGGAUCAGAAAAGGUACCUUUGUGACCCAGCAUGCGGCGAAAAAUUUGGGAGAAUCAACCUUGAAAAUGAUGCAGUGCGUACAACCUGUUGUGCAGGCGUGCUUAGGAUCAACUAAAUCGGACGCCCCCUCUGAAAUCUCGGGAGAUUCGCGGAAUGUUUGACGAAAUGUUGUUUUCCCGGAAGUUGAGAGUUUUUAUUUCUUUCUGAUGCAAACCAAAAAUAUGUUUCUCCAUUAAUUUUGAUUUGUUUUCCUACAGAACUGAGUUUAUGCGGUUUGCAGCUCAAAGGAGAUCCUGCUCAAUCUGGUUUCUUGUCACUUCGAGGACUUCGGAAUUUGGAAAGAUUGAACCUAUACAGAACGAAUAUAUCGGAGGAUGCCCUAAUCAUGGUCCUUGAUUCCUCUCCGAAUCUAAGGCACUUGCUCGUUGGUUCGUGUUGGAGCGUUGAGUCGAUGGAUCGUGUUGCCGCCGUUGUCCCGGUGUUCUGUCCGCGUAUCGAAUCCCUUGAUCUAUGGAGAGCUCCAGGUUUUACAGUGGCUGGCUUGACCUCAAUUUCGAAGUGCUCCAUGUUGCGAGAACUCGUUCUUGGCUGGACGAUUUCUGAAGACAGCUCUUUUCAUGCGGCCUUCCGAUUAUUUUGCUGCGGUGUACCGAACUUGCAGAAAAUUGAUCUGUCGGCCUUCAGAAUUCUGUGCGACGCUGAUGUGGACCACAUGUCGAGAUGCUGCCCAGAACUGAUGCAGGUCAUUUUAAUGGGUAACCGAACGGUGACAGUUUCAAGCGUCAAAAGAUUGCUUGUGGCUUGCAGAAGUCUGCGCCUCCUGGAUGUUGGAUACUGCAACGUUUCAAGAUAUGAAGUGGAAGAAUUACGUGCGCAGUAUCCGAAUGCAACCAUAAUUUGUGAUUGAAUGUGGAAUAAAUUGCGUUGAAGCAAUGCACGUGGAA
Messenger RNA from Notodromas monacha, 2198 nucleotides. Lineage: Eukaryota; Metazoa; Arthropoda; Ostracoda; Podocopida; Cyprididae. The record is from the annotation of a GenBank genome assembly.